GUGCUAGGGAGGGGGUACUUUUACCUUGCCUGGAGUACUUUAUAGUCUUGCACUUUCUUGAGUGACAGGUGACAUCACUGGAGGUGUGACAAGGUGAGGCGGAGAGAGGAGUAGAAAUUCUAUGCUGAGCUUGAAUGGUAUUGUAUUCUUUAGGAAUGCUGCUUUGUGGAGCUGGAGUUGGAAUGAGCAUAAAAUGAUCAGUACAGCAAGACACUCUCUCCCUGCAGUGGGUCAGUCAGUCUCCCUCUGCUAUCUAAGUAUAUCACCGAUCACAGGCAACUUUCUUGCACUGAAUUCAAGAAUGCCAUCUGUUUCAGCAUGCUGAGAAUAUGCUCUCUUUCUUUCUCUGGGAUUCUUGGAGUGGACAUAAGAUUGCAAGUUCUACAGAAGAUGGAAUAUUUAGCUCUCUUCCUAUGGACUUUACCUGUCAUUAUAUUGAAAUGCACAUCCAUGCAACUUUUGACAAUCCUAUGGAUUGGAAGUUUAGAUAAGACAUUUCAGCUGUACUGCCUAUGCUGUGUAUCAUUUGCAGCAUCUUUGAACAGUGACAGCGGGGUUGGAUUAAACCAUGAUUAUUACUUUGUAACCCCCUUUGAAGUGGACUCUAGCGGAGCCUAUGUUUCCCAUGAUAUUUUGCACAUCAGUAGAAAAAGGAGAUCAGUGCGAAGUUUAAAGUCUUCCCUGCACUACAGAUUUUCAGCAUUUGGACAGGAACUGCACUUAGAGCUCCAGCAGUCUUCUGUGCUAUCAGAUGAAUUUUAUGUACAAGUGCUUGGUAGAAAUGGAUCCGUAACAGAUGUGGAACAAGAAGUUGAAUGGUGUUUCUACCAAGGCUUUAUUAGAAACUAUGAAAACUCUUCUGUCGCCAUAUCCACAUGUGAUGGCAUGUCAGGUUUCCUAAGGACACCUACCAGUGAAUUCUUCAUAUCACCAUUACCUCAACACCUUGCAGAAAAGCACAAUUAUACAUCACCCGAUGGACACCAUCCACACGUACUAUAUAAGCGGUCAGUAGAAGACAAAGUUGCCCCCAACAAGGUGCAUUCCAGCCAUACCAAUGAGAAGCAUCCAGCAGAUUCUGAUCAAACAUCUUUAAGUGGAUCUCAUAGCUUGCAGAAACAUUUUUGUGGAAGGCAAAACAAAUAUUCACAGAGUUUAUUGCCAAAAGAUGCUUAUGCAAGAACCGAUGAAUAUGGAAAUUUAUCAAGAGCAAAGCGAUCUGCUACAAAAUCCCAACAUUCAGGGGGCUUGGUAGUUGAAACUCUAGUUGUGGCAGAUAAGAAAAUGGUUGACAAACAUGGCAAAGACAGCGUAACCACUUAUAUACUGACGGUUAUGAAUAUGGUUUCAAGUCUUUUCAAGGAUGGGACAAUAGGAACAGAUAUCAAUAUCGUGGUUGUUAGCCUUUUGCUACUAGAAGAUGAACAGGCAGGAUUUACAAUCAAUCAUCACGCUGAUCAAUCAUUAAACAACUUUUGUCAGUGGCAGUCAGCUCUAACGGGAAAGCAUGGGAAAAGGCACGACCAUGCCAUACUUUUAACGGGAUUAGAUAUCUGUUCAUGGAAAAAUGAGCCUUGCGAUACUUUAGGUUUUGCACCUAUCAAUGGAAUGUGCAGCAAAUACCGCAGUUGUACAAUAAAUGAGGACACUGGUUUGGGUUUGGCUUUUACUAUUGCUCAUGAGUCUGGUCACAAUUUUGGAAUGAUCCAUGAUGGAGAAGGCAACCCAUGUGGGAAGGCAGAGGGCAACAUCAUGUCUCCCACGCUAACAGGAAACAAUGGUCUCUUUUCCUGGUCUGCAUGCAGCAGGCAAUAUCUUAAGAAAUUUCUCAGCACAGCUCAGUCUGCAUGUCUUAUUGAUGAGCCAAAGCAGUUGGGAGAUUUCAAAUAUCCCAAUAAACUGCCUGGGCAGAUAUAUGAUGCAGAUAUCCAGUGCAAAUGGCAGUUUGGACCGAGGGCCAAGCAAUGCAGCCUGAGUUUUGUCAAGGACAUUUGCAAGUCACUUUGGUGCCACAAAGCUGGGCAUAGGUGUGAGACAAAGUUCAUGCCGGCAGCAGAAGGCACCGUUUGUGGUCUAAAUAUGUGGUGUCGAAGAGGACAGUGUGUAAAAUUUGGGGAUCAUGGUCCAAAGCCAGUUAACGGUGGAUGGUCAGAUUGGUCUGAGUGGUCAGAAUGUUCUAGAAAAUGUGGUGGUGGAGUGAUGUAUCAAGAGAGGCAUUGCAACAAACCAAAACCACAGUUUGGAGGAAAAUUUUGUCAGGGUUCCAGUCGUAUUUAUCAGCUUUGCAAUAUUCAGUCGUGUCCACCAAAUACAGUAGAUUUCCGCGCACAGCAAUGUGCAGAGUACAACAGCAAGCCUUUCAGAGGCUGGUAUUAUAAAUGGAAGCCUUAUACUCGGGUAGAAGAGGAAAAUAUCUGUAAACUUUAUUGUACAGCUGAAGAUUUUGACUUUUUCUUUGCAAUGUCCAACAAAGUAAAAGAUGGCACUCCAUGUUCCACAACUGGUUAUGAUGUCUGCAUUGAUGGCAGCUGUGAGCUUGUAGGGUGUGAUUAUAUUCUUGGAUCAAAAGCGACUCUAGAUGCCUGUGGGGUUUGUAAAGGUGAUAAUUCAACAUGUACAUUCUACAGAGGGCAGAAUCUGAAUCAGCACAAAACCAAUGGUUAUUAUUCAGUUGUAACUGUUCCAGCUGGGGCCAGAAGUAUACAUGUGCGUGAACUUGAAGCAUCUACAAGUUAUCUUGCAGUGCGCAACCUAAAGAAAAAAUAUUACCUAACUGCUGAUUGGACUAUUGACUGGCCUAGGAAGUUCUCAUUUGCUGGCACUAUUUUUGACUAUCAACGAUCUUUCCAGCAACCUGAAAGCAUUUAUGCAGCUGGACCCACCAAUGAGACACUGAUCUUUGAAAUUCUUUUCCAAGGAAAGAAUCAAGGACUUACUUGGGAGUACACCUUACCCAACUCUGCAAAAGAAAAUACCACGGCUAUAAAAAAGAACUUCUCUUGGUUCCCUGUGUAUUCGGGGUGUUCUGUCACUUGCGGUGGGGGUCAUAUGAUGGCAAAACUUGUUUGUCUACAAGAUCAUCAAAUACAAGUUGAUUCCUCGUUGUGUGCAUUUAAGAGCAAACCACAUUCUGGUACCAAAGUAUGCAAUGACCAGCCAUGUCCAGCAUACUGGUCAGUUAGUGAUUGGAGUUCUUGCAGUGUUUCAUGUGGUGGAGGACAACAAACUCGCCAAAUUCAAUGCGUGCAGAAAUCUACAAUGCAAACUGAGAUGUUGGUGGGCCAUUCACAGUGUCCAGUGAUCACUCCCAGUCAAGUGCAGGCUUGCAACAUUCAGGAUUGCCCAGCAGAGUGGAGCUCAGGACCCUGGUCUCAGUGUUCCAGAAGCUGUGGCAAGGGAUUGAAGAAGCGAGAGGUUUUCUGCAGAAAUAUGAAUUCUGGAAAAUAUAAAAUCCUUCCAGAAAAUCUGUGUCCCAUGCAAUCGAAGCCAGAAUCUUCAGAAACCUGUAUGUUAGCACGCUGCCAGAAACAUGAAAAACUCCAGUGGGCAAUAUCUGCUUGGACAGAGUGUUCAGCAACAUGUGGUCCUGGUAUGAAGAAGCGUGAACUGAAGUGUGUAGAAAAAGAUUCCAAUGGCAAACUCAUACCCUUUCCAUUAAAAAGAUGCCGCAGUGUAAAAAAAGUAAAUAUAGCUCUGGAACAGCCAUGCAACAGCGCACCAUGUCCUGUGCAUACACCAUACAGUACUUUAAAUGGAUGGCAUGCAUCUCCAUGGCAACAGUGCUCAGUUACAUGUGGUGGAGGAGUGCAAACCCGGAGUGUACAAUGCGUUCUCCAGGGAAGACCAGCUACUGGAUGUAUGCCAUAUCAGAAGCCUCCAACUUCUCAAGCUUGUAACAUACACUUUUGCCCAACUUCAGGAACACAUGAAAGUACAUCUUGCAUUGAUUACUACAGCUGGUGUUCCCUGGUCCCCCAGCAUGGUGUCUGUAACCAUAAAUUCUAUGGCAAACAGUGUUGUAAAUCAUGUGCAAGGAAGAGAAACUACAGGGACACAUUUUGAGCUUCUUUUGAAUGCAUCUUUUUUUAAUAUAUCACAGCUAACAUUUUUUCUGGUAUCUGGUAUCCAGAGAAUAAGCAAGACCAUCAGUUCUGAAACAUUUGGAGAAAAGUCGAGAGAUUUUGAGCGAUGGUGGAAUUUUACCUCCAGUUGCAAGUUAUUUAAUUGUUUUAAGAAAACGUUUUAACUUAUCAGAAUUAAGACUGAGAUCAUCCUGGAAGUAAAUUAUGUUUUGAAGUGCCUUUGUCAAAAGAAACAGAGGUCACUUCUGAGCCCACACAGCGAGGUCUUACAGUUUCAGUUUUAAGAGGGACUGUUAAUUAAAGCACUUGUACAAUGCAAUUUAUUUCAUUAGCAUUCUGAGGACUGAUAUUAAUUCUGAUGACUUUUCAAGAUUGUUUCAAAGAAAAACCAAGAAGAAACAGGAUAUUUUUAUUACUGACUAAGUCUUAAGAAGAUUUAGUAGUUAAGAAAGAUUUAGGAGCUCAUGAAUUGUUGUCAUAAGAUGGAUGGUUAAACUGGUGCUGUCCAAUUAUAUAUGGUGCUGAGCAUAAUUAUUUUGCGGGCUGGACCCUAGAAAAAUAUUUUUAACAUAAUUUACAGCAGGCCAAUGAAUUCUUUGACAGGUCAUGGGCCAAUUACAAUCUCCUCACAAUAAAACAACUUUUUAUUCCACCUGGAUAAACAAAGAUUUGUUGAAUAUAUUUGGAACAGAAUAAUAUUCCACCUUAUUUAAUAUCCAUUGGCAAGAACUUGUAUGAAAAAUAUGAAUACUGUGACAAUGCUGGAUCCAGGACACUCCUUUUGGCACAAUACAUCAUAGAUUGAAAAACUUUCAGGUGACAAAAAAGAUUUUUAGUGGUGCUUAUUACCUGGCUUGCUGCUGGAAAAGCAAGUUUUUGUGAAUAUGAUUCGUACUGUUUUAGAUUCCAUGUAGUAAAAAAUAAACAAGUACAGUUAGAACAAGCUAUAGCAAAACAAAAACAUUGAGGGAAAAUGGUUUAUAAAUGUAUUAAUUUAUUUUGGCAAAUAAAAAUACUGUAAAGUUACACGAAGCACAAUAGUAGUUUUUAACUUGAAAUUUCAGAUAGUAUCGGUUGAAUGCCAGAGUAUUUGGAGACUGAAUGCUUAACAAUGUGCAUGUGCUAAACUAAAGAAUGGUCUGGCUGUUAUGAACUGUACAUUUUACAUAUGAAAUGUAAGGUGUUCCCAUGCAAUAGCAGAAGCAUCCUAACACUACAAUAAAAAGACAGUUUUGAAUAGUAUCCACAUCAAUUGCUGGAAGGUGUAUGUAAAUUAAAAAUAUAUUCAAAUAAAAGCAAAAUGCCUAUUUAAUAUACUGCACAAUUACCAGUACAGUAUACUGUAUAUGGGCAGCAGACAAUUUACAAUUAAUUUUUUGUAUUUUAUUUUUUACAAGCAAUGCAUUGCGUAA
This is a messenger RNA of Xenopus laevis (African clawed frog), 5494 nucleotides long. It is a transcript of the gene adamts18.S, whose product is annotated as ADAM metallopeptidase with thrombospondin type 1 motif 18 S homeolog. The record is from RefSeq and is a predicted model, not a curated record. The transcript has 23 exons. Bases 319 to 4062 code for a protein of 1247 amino acids. Lineage: Eukaryota; Metazoa; Chordata; Amphibia; Anura; Pipidae.